Molecule: messenger RNA, 885 nt
Organism: Quercus robur (English oak)
Lineage: Eukaryota; Viridiplantae; Streptophyta; Magnoliopsida; Fagales; Fagaceae
Exons: 2
Coding region: 1-885 (294 amino acids)
Source: RefSeq, a predicted model, not a curated record
AUGACAGUUAUUUUUAAAGUUGUAGGUGAAGAGAAUUACCAGUCCCCUGCUAAUAAUGAUUCUCUGAGGAUAAAUUGGACAAGGGAAAUGGACCGUUAUUUUAUUGACCUUAUGUUAGAACAGUUGCACAGAGGGAAUAAGAUUGGUCGUACGUACGAUGCUCAAGCUUGGACCUGGAUGAAUGCAACAUUUAGUAAAAAAUUUGGAUUCCUUUGUGAUAAAGAUGUACUAGAAGAUCGGUAUUGGAGUUUGAGGAAAGAGUAUACGGACAUCACAGAUACCCUGAAUCAUAAUGGCUUUGCUUGGGAUGGAAUUCACCAAACAAUGACAGCUGAUGAUGAUGUUUGGGAAGCUUAUAUCAAGGAUCAUCCAGAUGCAGUUACAUACAGAUAUAAGAUCUUGGAUGAUUAUUGUGAUUUGUGCUUGAUUUAUGGUAAUGAAAGUCAGCAUAGUAGAUCAAGUUAUUUCGAUGUAAAAAUGGAGAUCAACACCAACACCCUGGGGAUGGGGAUUGACGAUAUAAUUGGAGAUACACAAUCUCCAAUUAUGGAGUUAGAAAUAUCUCAUCUGAGAAGAAAGCGAAAAUCUGCUUCUUCAUCAACCUCAGGAUGUAUCCAAAAAGUUCGGAGAACCAUCAAGAAAGAGACACAAGAGGCAGUUGAGGGGAAGCCAUGUGUAGUAAAAACAUAUUUGGGUACUGAGGAAGACAAAGACUACAGCUCAAUAGAAUGUAUAGUUGCAGCACUUCAAACCGUUCCUGACAUGGAUGAUGAGAUCUUCUUGGAGGCUUGUGAACUUUUAGAAGAUGAGAGAAAGGCCAAGAUGUUCGUGGCCAUGGAUGUCACAGCACGGAGGAAGUGGUUAUUGAAAAAGCUUAGACGGUAG